Coffea arabica (coffee) is the source of this 3431-nucleotide messenger RNA. Its product is annotated as putative disease resistance protein At1g50180. NCBI's taxonomy places the organism in Eukaryota, Viridiplantae, Streptophyta, Magnoliopsida, Gentianales, Rubiaceae. The record is from RefSeq and is a predicted model, not a curated record. Gene Ontology annotation, biological process: defense response to other organism. Gene Ontology annotation, molecular function: ADP binding.
AUGGUUUACUUGAAUACAUACCCCUAGGUCUUCCAAAAACUACUAUCUCUUUAUAGUUCAUCACUGAAAAACUAAAUGGUCACACACACAGAUACGGUACAUAUAUUUAAUAUAGUACAACUUCACUAUUCUUGUAUCAUCUUCAUAUUAUGUCUUCAGUGACUCUAAUUUCAUCCUUCAUUUAACAGAUGUGCAUUUGGGUGACAAAUUAUUGGCCACAGUUACUGACAUGGUUCAGUCAUGUUACCUUGGUCUGCUAAUACGCUUCACGUUUCACCGAAGUCGGAGAGCGUAGCUGCAUCUGCUAUUAAGUUGAAGGACAAAAUCUGGCUUCGUGAGAUUUUGUCCUUCCUCUGUUUGCUUCUACCUUACCGCCUGCCUUGUGCGCAUUCAAAAUAGAUACAAUACUCUUAUACCCAGUUGAAAACCACAGCUGCUUCUGCUAUUCAGUUUUCCGUCCAAACUUUGGCUUCAUCUCUGUUUGCUUCUUCUUUGCCGCCUGCCUUUCCACUCACUUUUCUGUCAAUUGCUAUUUUCAUCAAUGUAGACUACACUCACUUCACUAGAAAGAGCUAGUAAGUCGAAUUCCACUCGAACUUCAGCUUUCUACCUUCAAUGAGCGGUCGGUCAGACUGUCAGAGUAGAGCUCCUUCAGAAGCACGCCAAGACUCUUCCCUCAGUUUUGUUUUCUGCGGCUAAUUCAAAAUUUCAACUUGAAUUUCAAAAUCUACUUCUCUUCCGUUUGCUCCGUUUGCUCACGUUUGGAAGUCAACAUUUUUUUAUUUGGAACGGUGCCGUUUUUGUGCCCUGCUUCAGCCUUGCUGACUUGGCUCAUUUGUCUCCUCACGUUUUUUAUUGUGAGGAGACCGUUCAGGAGCGGUCGUCUGAGGACCGCUCCUGCCCCGUAUCCGAGGCACCGCAAAGAGAUGUGUUGGUAUCCUGAAUGAGUGCUAUGCUAGGCACACCACAGGAACGGGUAUUCAGACUCUGAAAACGAAAAUCUCUGAUCUUACCAAAAGUUUUCAGGAAUAUGGGAUCGCAAGACAGGACGGCGCAAGUAGUUCAUCGCAUCAACAAUUGAGGCGGACAUAUUCCCAUGUUGUCGAGGAUGACUUUGUUGGAUUGGAGGAUGAUGUUGAGAUGCUGGUAAAGCAUCUGUUGAGGGGAGGCGAUCAUGAUCAUGAUCAUGAGAUUGAUCAACGCUUUAGAGUUGUCUCCAUCUGUGGGAUGGGGGGGUUGGGAAAGACAACUCUUGCCCAAAAGGUAUACAAUCACCCUAAAGUGAGGCGCUGCUUUGAUGGCAUUGCUUGGGUAUAUGUAUCACAAACUUGGCAAAAGGAAGACAUAUUGCAACGGAUCUUGCUAAGCCUAAUCCCAGAAAAGAGAGAAGAAAUAGUGAAGUGGAGGGAUGAGGAGCUGGUCAGACAACUUUUUCAAAUCCUGCAAAAUAAGAAAUGUCUUGUGGUUCUUGACGACAUUUGGGCCACAGAACCAUGGGAAUGUAUAAAGCAAGCAUUUCCAAUUAGAAACGACGGAAGCAAGAUCUUAGUUACCUCUCGCAAUAAAGAUGUGGCUUUGCAUAUUGAUCCCAAUGGUUUUCACCACCAACCGCGCUUUUUAAGUGAGGACGAAAGUUGGCAGCUGCUUCAGAGGAAAGCUUUACGGGGCAGGUUUCAUGGAGAACAUGAAGAUUUAAAAAAAUUGGAAAACUUGGGGAAGGAAAUGGUGAAAGCAUGUGGGGGUCUUCCAUUGGCUGUGAUAGUACUCAGCGGAACUCUUGCCACCAAGAAGGACCUGAAUGAGUGGGCGACUGUCAAUAGAAACAUUAAAGCUCAUCUUGGAAGAGGAAACAACUUGAUCAAAGAAGAAGGAAAUCUGCACAAGAUAUUAGCUUUAAGCUACAAUGACUUGCCCUACAAAUUGAAGCCUUGCUUCCUUUACCUGAGUAGAUAUGAAGAAGACUCUGACAUAGGCACAGAGAAAUUGUACCAGUUAUGGAUUGCAGAGGGUAUAAUAUCAACAAAAGAUCAGAUUGGUGAAGAAUCAAUGAUGGAUGUAGCAGAAAGAUACCUGGGAGAAUUAGUAACACGGUGCAUGGUUCAAGGUAAAGCCCCUGAUGAUGAUGAUGUGAUGCUGUCCUCCGCUGGAAGAUCAUUUGCAUCGUGUCGCCUUCAUGACUUAAUGAGAGACCUCAGUUUGGUCAAGGCCAAAGAGGAGAAUUUCUUGUUAUCCAAAAGCUAUUAUCAUGAUGGAAUUCUCAAUGAGUAUGGCAAUAAUGAUCACUCACAAGUUUACCGUCUAGCCGUCCAUUUUUCUAAGGAGGAUGUAAGGAAAUAUGUCCCUCCAGCUGAGAAGAGACAUACUAGGCACCUGAGGUCACUCGCCUUGUUGGUCUCAGGUAAUGAUGGUUAUGAAGGGCGUCUUCCUAAGAAAAUGAAGUCUCAAUUCAAUAAUUUCAAAAUGCUCAGAGUGUUGGCCAUUGAAGGGAUCCGUCCUGCGUUCUCUGAAGAUCGCACACUUAAAAGUGAAUUUCUCCAAGUAGCAGAUCACUUGAGGCUCCCAAAAGCUAUUGGGGAGCUGAUCCACCUGCGAUACUUGAGUUUGAGACGUUCAAUUUUCCUCUGUUUGCCAUCGUCCUUGGGCAACCUACAAAACUUGCAGACACUUGAUUUACGGGCUGGAGUGUGUAGAAUACCUAAUGUUCUUUGGAAGAUGAGACAGCUUAGGCACUUGUAUCUUCCGGCCAAUUACGUGGAGCUAUCCUGGCUCGACAUAGAGGAAGAUCCCAUGGAGACACUGGAAAGGCUUCCUAAUCUACGAUCACUUCACUUGCAAUAUAGAUCUUUUCUCGGCAAAGAGAUGAGGUGCAAGGCAACGGGUUUUGGCCAACUUAGAUUUCUUCGUUUUGAGCGUCUACCGAACUUAGAGAAGUGGAAUGUUGAUGAAGGAGCCAUGCCCAACCUUUCGGUCUUGACGAUUGUAUAUUGCCUAAAUCUGGAGAUGGUUCCCAGUGGAUUGAAAUUCGUUACAACUCUGAAAGAGUUGAACAUUGUGCGGAUGCCAAAGAAAUUCACAGAUAGGAUCCAAGCAACAAAUGGUCAUGAAGAUCAGGGACAGGAUUUUGACAAAGUCUCCCAUAUACCCUCUAUUAAUGUCCGUAAUGUUUCAUCGGACCAAGCAUGGUUGAUCAGUUAGGAUCAAUUUGACGAGCAAGAUUUAUUCACUGCUGGAAUGUGAUACUAUCAAACAUUUGCCAUUUUAGUACGAUAAAGUCGAGCCAAGUUGGACUUGUAUUAAUUAUGUGUCUUGGUGUACGAUCAUUUUUUUUUUUUUUUGGGUCAAAAGUCGAGUCUCCAGUUACUAUACUUGGACUUGUAUUAAUUAUGUGUCUCAUAACUAUGAUUUUCACUCAGCUUAUAGUUUUGCAUGUU